UUUCUUAUUUAUGCCUGCCUGCUGCUUUUUUCUGUGUUGCUGUCUCUACGACUGGAUGACAAAAUUCAGUGGAGUUACUGGGCUGUAUUUGCUCCAAUAUGGCUCUGGAAGUUAAUGGUGAUUGUUGGUGCCUCAGUGGGAACAGGAGUAUGGGCCCGAAACCCACAGUAUCGAGCAGAAGGAGAAACCUGUGUGGAGUUCAAAGCCAUGCUAAUUGCAGUUGGCAUCCACCUGCUCCUGCUGAUGUUUGAAGUCCUGGUGUGUGACAGGAUCGAAAGAGGAACCCAUUUCUGGCUUCUGGUCUUCAUGCCAUUGUUCUUUGUGUCUCCAGUGUCCGUUGCAGCUUGUGUGUGGGGAUUCCGACAUGACAGGUCUCUGGAGCUGGAAAUCUUGUGUUCAGUGAAUAUUCUACAGUUCAUAUUUAUUGCACUCAGACUAGACGAGAUCAUCCGAUGGCCGUGGCUUGUUGUUUGUGUUCCACUGUGGAUCCUGAUGUCCUUCCUGUGCCUGGUGGUUCUCUAUUACAUUGUGUGGUCUGUUCUCUUCCUUCGCUCCAUGGAUGUGAUUGCUGAGCAGAGGAGGACACACAUCACGAUGGCUGUCAGCUGGAUGACAAUUGUGGUUCCACUGCUCACAUUUGAGAUCUUACUAGUACACAGAUUGGAUGGACACAAUUCUUUUUCUUUUAUACCAAUAUUUGUUCCUCUCUGGCUUUCAUUGAUAACUUUAAUGGCAACAACGUUUGGACAAAAAGGGGGAAAUCACUGGUGGUUUGGAAUUCGCAAGGACUUCUGCCAGUUCCUGCUUGAAAUCUUCCCAUUCUUACGAGAAUAUGGAAAUAUUUCCUAUGACCUUCAUCACGAAGAUGAGGAAACAGAAGAAACACCACUGCCUGAACCACCAAAAAUUGCACCAGCCAUGUUUCGAAAAAAGACUGGAGUGGUCAUUACACAGAGCCCAGGAAAAUACGUGAUUCCACCUCCCAAAUUAAACAUUGACAUGCCAGAUUAAGAUGACAGUAGCAUAUUAAACUUGAACUGGGAAGCAGCA
Molecule: messenger RNA, 1050 nt
Organism: Merops nubicus (carmine bee-eater)
Lineage: Eukaryota; Metazoa; Chordata; Aves; Coraciiformes; Meropidae
Gene: TMEM185A
Product: transmembrane protein 185A
Exons: 6
Source: RefSeq, a predicted model, not a curated record